Molecule: messenger RNA, 126 nt
Organism: Paramecium primaurelia
Lineage: Eukaryota; Ciliophora; Oligohymenophorea; Peniculida; Parameciidae
Source: the annotation of a GenBank genome assembly
AUGCAAAUGAUUUGUAAAUAGAAAAAUAAUAUUAACUACGAUGAUAGAACAAUGAUAUGUAGAAACGAUUUUUGGAAAUAUUUUCCUUUAGCCUCUUUUACUAAAGUCUUAAAUAACAAAAAUUGA